AGCCAUUUUGUUCAUUCAAUCUAUGCAGAUUUCAGUAGCUUGUCUGAUAGCAACUUAUGGGAAUAGCCAAGGGCAAGUGGUUUCCAUGAAGUCUCUCAGAACACUGAGGGCAUUGAGGCCUCUACGAGCCUUGUCCAGAUUUGAAGGCAUGAGGGUUGUAGUAAAUGCCUUAAUUGGAGCUAUUCCGUCCAUCAUGAAUGUCCUCUUGGUCUGCCUCAUAUUCUGGCUAAUUUUUAGCAUCAUGGGAGUGAAUUUAUUAGCCGGAAAAUUUGGGAAAUGCAUUUAUGCUGACAACAAGACAGAGAUCGAUGCAUCAAUUAUAGAGAACAAAACAAUGUGUGAAGAAAUGAAUUCCUCAGAAGCCUACUGGACAAAAGUGAAAGUCAACUUUGACAAUGUUGGUGCAGGAUACUUGGCUCUACUUCAAGUGGCAACAUUUAAAGGGUGGAUGGAUAUCAUGUAUGCAGCUGUGGAUUCCCGAACACUCAUUGAACAGCAGCCGAUUUAUGAAAUUAAUAAAUACAUGUACCUAUAUUUUGUUGUUUUUAUCAUAUUUGGCUCUUUCUUCACUCUGAACCUUUUUAUUGGUGUCAUUAUUGACAACUUCAAUCAACAAAAGAAGAAGUUAGGAGGCCAAGACAUUUUUAUGACGGAAGAGCAAAAAAAAUACUACAAUGCUAUGAAGAAACUGGGCUCAAAAAAGCCUCAGAAGCCAAUCCCAAGUUCGCAGAACAAAUUUCAGGGA
Staurois parvus is the source of this 745-nucleotide messenger RNA. Lineage: Eukaryota; Metazoa; Chordata; Amphibia; Anura; Ranidae. The record is from the annotation of a GenBank genome assembly.